Molecule: messenger RNA, 540 nt
Organism: Colletotrichum chrysophilum
Lineage: Eukaryota; Fungi; Ascomycota; Sordariomycetes; Glomerellales; Glomerellaceae
Exons: 2
Coding region: 1-540 (179 amino acids)
Source: RefSeq, a predicted model, not a curated record
AUGGAGGCACUCGCAGCGAUAUCGUUGGCGGGGAACCUGGCCCAGUUCCUCGAGCAUGCGCUGAAAGCGGUAUCAAAAAAAACAGUUAAGCUUGACGAGAACCUCGAUCUGGAGGAAAUCACCCAGGAUUUCAAGUAUGGAUUCGCCGAGAAGCUAGGAAAGCUUCAAGUCGAAAUCGAUAGACGUGAAGCUAAAAAUGCGACUUUGGAAGAAGCCAUCACGAUCUUGAUUGAAAGGAAGCAUAAGCGAAGAAGACUCAAGAAGGAACUGGAAACCAUUGAAGAAAAAGUAGAGCUUGAGGGCAAGCUUGAGGCGAUCGCCAAAGACGCAGCAGACUCUUUGAACAUAAUCGACUUGGACUUGAAAGGCGGCGAUGACAUCAUUUCAAGCCUCGAGUUGCCGUUGUGUGGUUCUCGCGCUGCGGAGUAUGAUGUCCUGCAGGGACUGAUGACCAGAGGCCUGAACGUGGCUGGCGAAAUUUUUGGGCAUCUUGAACGGCCUCGAGGUUCCAGAGACAACCAACACUGGGAUAUACCUUAA